UUCUUCGUUCAGGAGCAGAUGCAGGAAGAGGAUAAGGGUCUGUAUGUGGCUAGCUAGCUGACUAGUGCGAAUGUGUUAAUCACAAAAGAACAGCGUUUGCACUUAUCUAGAACAAUGAAGAGUACGGUGUCGUUUUUCAGUUUUUCUUUGUUCGUCUAUUAUGGAAUAACGUUACUUCUCUUUAUCGGUACUUUUCCAGCCACUGCCAUAGAUGUGUACACUCCACCGGAGAUGUUUGUGGAGAAUGGUACCACAGAGAUCCUCAAGUGCACUUUCAAAUCCAACCAAGUCAUCAGCAGUGCUGCAUCUGUGUCCUGGUCCUUUGUUCCGGAGGGGUCAUCGAGCUCUGGAAUAACUAUAUUUUACUUCUCUGGAGGAAAGGGCUACCCAGGGGACUUGCCACAGUUUAAAGAAAGGGUUUCAUGGGCUGGAGACCUGAACAAAAAGGAUGCUUCUAUAAAACUGACAAAACUGCAGUUCAGUGACAAUGGGACCUAUACCUGUGAUGUGAAGAACCCUCCUGACAUUACAGGUGUUUCCUCAAGCACGCAGCUCAAGGUUGUGCUCAAAGAAGCCCUUCCCCAAAGCAAUGUUGGUGUUAUUGUGGGAGCUGUGACUGGUUCCCUUCUGCUCCUGGUGCUCAUCGCCUUCAUCACCUGCUUAGUAAUACAGAGGAGAAACUCCCAGCAUGAUUAUGAAGGGUGCACUUCCAUGGAGAGUGUCAGUUCGCAAGCAACACGGACGGUGAAGAAGGCUGACUCGAGCUUGGAGGGGUCAAGGUGUAGCAGUCCCUCUGGUCCUCUUCAGGGGCCAGUGAUAUAUGCCCAGCUGGAUCAUUCAGGCACCAAGAGCCAAAAUUACUUCCACAAGAUGGAGCCAGUGGUCUAUGCUGACAUCCGAAAAAACUGAGGGACACAACUGGAGACUUUAAAAAGAAGAAGAAGAAGAAGAAGAAGAAGAAAAAAAAAAAAAA
Molecule: messenger RNA, 973 nt
Organism: Scleropages formosus (Asian bonytongue)
Lineage: Eukaryota; Metazoa; Chordata; Actinopteri; Osteoglossiformes; Osteoglossidae
Gene: mpzl1l
Product: myelin protein zero-like 1 like
Exons: 6
Coding region: 115-909 (264 amino acids)
Cellular component (GO): focal adhesion; cell surface; plasma membrane
Source: RefSeq, a predicted model, not a curated record